Molecule: messenger RNA, 2782 nt
Organism: Amoebophrya sp. A25
Lineage: Eukaryota; Dinophyceae; Syndiniales; Amoebophryaceae
Source: the annotation of a GenBank genome assembly
AUGUCGAUCGACGGUUUUAUCUCCGGUUCGAUUCGCGCUGCGGCGUGGCGCUACAACCUCUCAGAUGCUCUUCUCGGUGGCUACGACCGCGUCCGCCUUGGCGAACAGCUUCGUAGGGAGUACAAAAAGCAGAUGCUUGCGCACCAUCCCGACAAAGGCGGCGAUGCGGAAGAAUUUCUCAAAGCACAUGCGGAUUACCAGCUACUGUUUGACUACUUUCAACAGAAAGAGAAAGAAGCGACGUCAUCUAAAGAAAACGAUAGUGUUGGAGCUGCUGAAGAUAAUCCUGGAGGUGCAGGAGGUGGAAUAGGGAAGUCUUUUUUAGAUGCGAGAUUUCCUAAAAGGAGUUUCUUUGUCGCUGCAAAGAACGACUUCAAUGUGAAUAUACCACGGAUGAAUACAACUAGUACUGGUGGUGGGGGUGUCGUGACAACAAGCAAUGGUCGUACUGGUACUACUAGUUCAAUGACGUCGAGGCCAAGACGUGGGUACUCGACUGCCCAGAAGAUUAACAAGACGCCUGCCUCAUCAUCGUUUGUUGGCGAACAGCAAGAUGCUUCACCUGCUAAUACAACUUCUAGCACAGCAAGACAUCGACCAGAUUACACGUUUGAGAGCGAAGGCCUCGGUAAUUUACUCGGCCUCGGUCGAGCGGUGGGAGAGGUGAAACCUCCAUCGAGGAGAGGAGAAGAGAACCCGGAGCCUAUAGUUCAGACGAAUCGAUUCGAGGUAAAGAAGAGUGAGAAAGCGGAGCCUAAAGUUCAGACAAAGGUGGAAGCUUCUCCCCGUCCUGGGCUAGCACCAAGUCCGCCUAUAGUUCAGACAAAGGUGGAAGCUUCUCCCCGUCCUGGGCUAGCACCGGCAAGGAUAGACAGGGUAAUCAACAUAUCAUCAAAUUGAAGAAAGAGAAGAAGUAGAUACUCUACCUCACGUUCUUGCGACUGGAAAUUUUCUAAUUGCUGUAUCAUCAUUGAAGAAAGAGCAGAGGAAGAUAUUACUCUCCACGUGGUUCCUACUUGAGAAAAAAAAUACACAGUUUAUUUUAUCUUCAGCAUCACCCUGAUGUCUUCUACAGGAGAACGCACCAGAAGCAGACAAAGAAAAUGCAUCGCCGACAGAGGACGUGUCCGCUGGGGGAGUAGAGCAGGAGAAGACCCUCGUUGAGGACGACGAAGAUAUGGUUUUCAAGUCAGCAGAGGACUUGUUUCGACCAGUGAUCACGCAGCUCCUGCAAAGUCGGAUUUUGGGUUCGAACAAGGCUGCGAAAUAUGCAGAUAUGCUGUCCAGAAUCGGGUCUGGACAGGAAACGAGCACGGAGAGGCGAACAGAUACUUCUGAUGCGGUUGCAGCGUUGACUAGCCACGGCACCACGAAUCCCGUGGAAAGAACCGAACAAGAUCGUUGUCCAGCAAAACCAAAUUUGAAAAAAGAUGUGAACAAAGUCUAUCCACCACUGGCGUCCAGAACACUAUCAAAGGACAGCUCUGGUUCUUCGCAAGGUCCUGAUAGCAGCAGAGACGACAGUACUUCUAGUAGCAGUGGCAAUAGCAGUGGAAGUUCCUCGUGUACUAGAAGCAGCUGUUCACCAUCCUUCGAUGAGGAAGAGGAUGUCAACCAGGUGGAUUACAGGACCAGCAAGAACUACAAUGCAUCGACCACUGGUACUUCUUCUUCUACUAAGCUAAGAAACCUGAAACCUGGUACAAAAGAACCAGCACACACAACCAGUAGUCGAGAAAGUUCCUGCUGCGAAGAAAACGAGGUCCUAGAUCCUGCAUUGAGUUUGCGCAUUAGUCCGAAUGUGAAUUUGGCGACGCAUCUACAGAAAUACACUACGAGACCCGAAGACCGGACACCCCAGACGACGUGGAUAGAAUUAUGGAGAGUUGUAGAGAUAGAGAUAGUUGUGAUAGAUUAGUGUUAGUCUUAGCUGUUUGUUUUGGAGUUUCAUCAACGUUUCGUUUUCAUGCGUCAUCAAGAAACAUGUCUCUCCUCAUCCUUGUUUACAUAGAAGAGGUCCUCCUCUUUGUCUAAUCGAAAACUCAAAAUAAGCGAGUUACUGCCUGAAAUACAAGAGAAGUCUUGACUACUACAUUCGUCUUCCUUUAGUAUCUCCCUUAUUUAAGUAGUUACUCGCUUAUUUCAGUUUUUCGAAUACUCUUACCUCCAUCAAGAUUUCUAAUCAGCGUAAUUGCCUCGUCUUCCGCUUCCUCCAGUUCUGGCUCUUCGUCCAGAAAUCAGAGUAAAGGAGGAUGGAUGGCUCGGUUAAAAGACGCGAUCACUGACGAGGAAGCAGAAUCCUUAUCAGUAGAUGGAGUGUCAACAGUAAAAACUAGACGGGACCACGCAAGAAGGAAGAAGAACGAUGUCUCGGAUAUAUUCAAACCUAUGGGAGUUGAAGGAAAUUAUUUACAGAGUGCUGGGGUGGACAAUGUUGAAAUUGAGAACGUGAAUGAACUUCCACCUCGAUAUAAUUCAAGGAACAACAGGACAACUACGAGACCAAGAAAUCCACACAUAAUGGUGUUUCCUAAUCAAAAUGGUAGUAGUUUCGAUAGUAGCUUUUUCGUUCCUCCUGGAGGUCGUAGUUCUUCUGCCUCCUCAGCCUCUGCAACAGGGACAGAGUCAGAAGAGGAGUCGCCAAGUAAAGAUGUGUACAGAGACGCGAUAUCGAGUAUUGUACAGAACAUUCAUAAAAACAAGAAUAAACUGAAGUCGUGAUUUUGAGUCUGAGUCACAAUAUCCUACAGUUCAAGUAGAAGACAGCUGGUGCACGCGUGAG